AUGGCAUCUGAACAUGUCGCCUCUGAGGGUGUGACCGAGAAGAUGCCCGAAGCCUCGACCGACUACAAGCAGGCUGCGCAGGACAUCAAGCCUUCCGAUGCAGAGGACCACAACGCACAGUCGCCGCCCGGCGAGCUGAAGCGCAAGCUGAAGAGCCGGCACCUUCAAAUGAUCGCCAUCGGCGGCACGAUUGGAACCGGACUCUUCAUUUCCAGUGGAACCGCUAUCGCGUACUCGGGUCCCGCGGGGGCUCUGAUUGCCUACAUCUUCGUUGGCACCAUCGUUUUCUCCGUCAUGACUUCGCUCGGCGAGGUGGCUACCUAUAUCCCCAUUCCCGGCGCCUUCACCUCCUAUGCGGCUCGUCUGAUCGACCCGAGUCUCGGAUUUUCUAUGGGAUGGAUCUACUGGUUUAACUGGGCAUCGACAUUCGCAGUCGAGCUUACCGCGACAGGCACCAUCAUUCAAUACUGGGACCCGAGCCUGAAUAUCGCUAUCUUUAUCGGGGUUUUCUGGGUCCUCAUCACCGCCGUUAAUUUUCUACCGGUGAACUUCUACGGCGAGCUGGAAUUCUGGUUUUCGACAAUCAAGGUCGCCACCGUUAUUGGCUUCAUGAUUUUCGCCAUUUGCAUUGACGUCGGGGUAGGUAAACAGGGAUACUUGGGCUUCCGCACCUGGGAGGAUCCGGGAGCUUUUGCUACACAUCUGAUCGACACCCCGAAGUCGGUCGGCAGGUUCGUGGGCUUCUGGGCCGUCCUGAUUCAAGCCGGCUUCUCCUACCAGGGCACGGAGUUGGUCGGUGUGGCUGCGGGUGAAACAGAGAAUCCACAGAAGACGGUCCCCUCGGCCAUUCGCAAAACCUUUGUCCGAAUCCUGCUGUUCUUCGUGUUGACCAUCUUCUUUAUUGGUCUUCUGGUCCCUUACACUAACUCGCGACUCUCCACCACAAACAACAACGCGUCGUCGAGUCCGAUGGUGAUCGCGGCAGACCUGGCCGGAGUGAAAGUCCUCCCAAGUCUGAUCAACGCAGUGCUCCUGACGGUGGUUCUCUCCGCCGCCAACUCCAACGUUUACAGUGGUAGCCGUGUCUUGAUGGGUCUCUCAUUGGAAGGCUUUGCUCCGAAAAUCUUCAGCCGGGUCACCUCGCACGGUGUGCCCUACGCCAGUGUGGCCCUAACCGCGGCAUUCGGACUCCUAGGCUUCAUGAACGUAUCAGAGAAUGCGGGACAAGUCUUCAACUGGCUGGUUAAUCUCUCCAGCGUGGCAGGCUUUGUCACCUGGUCUUCCAUCAACGCCUGCCAUAUCGCAUUCAUGCGGGCUCUGGCAACACGUGGUAUCUCCCGUGAUACACUCCCCUACAAGGCCAUGCUCCAACCGUACUUGGCCUGGUAUGGGCUUUUCUUCAAUAUUCUCAUUGCGUUGACGCAGGGAUUCACCUCGUUCAUCCCCACGUUCAACGUGUCUGACUUCUUCGUUGCAUACAUUUGCCCGAUUGUCUUCGCCGUCCUCUACAUUGCUCAUAAGGCUAUCACCCGAUCACCCUUCGUACGCGCAUCGGAGGCUGAUCUCGACACUGGUAGACUUGACUUCCAAAAGGAAGUCGGCCCGCCUAAGCCAUGGUAUUGGCGAGUCUGGGGCUGGGUGACAAAGUAG
Molecule: messenger RNA, 1650 nt
Organism: Penicillium argentinense
Lineage: Eukaryota; Fungi; Ascomycota; Eurotiomycetes; Eurotiales; Aspergillaceae
Product: putative amino acid permease (Can1)
Exons: 3
Coding region: 1-1650 (549 amino acids)
Biological process (GO): amino acid transmembrane transport
Cellular component (GO): membrane
Molecular function (GO): amino acid transmembrane transporter activity
Source: RefSeq, a predicted model, not a curated record